This is a messenger RNA of Dioscorea cayenensis subsp. rotundata (Guinea yam), 1192 nucleotides long. Its product is annotated as SNAP25 homologous protein SNAP33-like. NCBI's taxonomy places the organism in Eukaryota, Viridiplantae, Streptophyta, Magnoliopsida, Dioscoreales, Dioscoreaceae. Gene Ontology annotation, molecular function: SNAP receptor activity. The transcript is spliced from 6 exons. The record is from RefSeq and is a predicted model, not a curated record. Gene Ontology annotation, cellular component: SNARE complex; plasma membrane. The coding region runs from base 256 to 1008 and encodes 250 amino acids.
AGAAAAAAAAAGGAAGGUAAACAAGUUGGGACUUUUUUUCUUUUUCCUUAAGUGUUUCCUUUUGUUUGAUUUGGUCGAAGUAGACGCGGCUCAAGACUCGUGCUUGAUUCCUUCUCAGAGGCCUGCUGCAUUGACGAGAUCGCCAGGACUAGAAAAGGUUUCUCGUCAAGAUUUCCAAGGUUUCCAAAUCAUUUUAUUUUUGAUUCGGUAACUAAUUUAAAAGCAAAGCAUUCAAGUGCGGCCUCGGAAUUGACAAUGAGCAAGUCCAAUUUCAAAACCUCACCAUACAAUUACAAUGAAGAUGAAAGAAAAUCAGUUUCCAGAUCUGAUUUUGCUUUUUCAAAGGACCGAUACAAGAAUAAUUUUCGCGACUCGGGCGGUUUAGAGAACCAGUCUGUGCAAGAAUUAGAAAGUUAUGCUCUGUACAAAGCUGAGGAGACUACACUGAAAGUUAAUGGUUGUCUAAAGAUUGCCGAAGAAAUUAGAGAGGAUGCUUCCAGGACUCUUGUCACCUUGCAUCAACAGGGCGAGCAGAUAACACGAACUCAUUUAGAUGCGGCUAACAUUGAGCAUGAUCUUAGCAGGGGUGAGAAACUUUUAGGAAGUCUUGGUGGAAUUUUUUCAAAAACUUGGAAGCCGAAGAAGAAUCGGACAAUCAAGGGCCCUGUUUCAAUAGCAGAUAAUUCUUUUCAUAGAAAAGCCAGUCACACAGAACAAAGAGAGAAACUAGGAGUAACUACAAACCAAAAGGGCAGAUCCACUGUUCGGCAACCUCCCUCGGAGUCUGCAAGCAUGCUGGAAAAAGUCGAGUUUGAAAAGGUCAAGCAGGACGACUCUCUAUCCGAUCUUAGCAAUUUGUUAGGCCAGCUGAAGGAAAUGGCUGUUGACAUGGGGUCCGAGAUCGAAAGGCAAAACAAAGCGCUGGAUGGCGUUGACGUUGACGUCGAAGAGCUAACUAUAAGAGUAAAGGGUGCGAAUGUCCGCACUCGUCGUCUGCUCGGAAAAUAAUUAUACAAUUUGCAAAACUGUUCUUGUGUGAGAUUUUGUUAAAAAGUUUGGUUCAUUCAGUGUUCUUCUUCUUCAUUUUUACUGAUUAUGAUUCAUCCUUUUCUGGUUUGUAUGUAUACUUGUGAAUUCUUCACAUACAAUUUAGCAAAUAAAAGUUUCCAAUUUCAUGGAUCAUAAAACCCUA